CCCGCGCCGCGAUGCUUCUCCUCGGCGGCAAAACAUAUUCUUCCAUUGCGCUUGCGCCCUCCCCGUGCUCUCCACCUUGCCAUUCGCUGCGCCUGACCCCGCUCCCCCGUUUCCGACUUCGACCUCACCGCCGGUCAGUCUCAACCCGCAUGGACCCCGCCGACCAGUCGCUGGAGAAGGUGUACUCCGUGUGGGCUCUCCCGCCGGCGCCUGUCCGCGACCGCCUCCCCCACAUUAUGGAGGGCCUGCGCGCCGCGCACGACGGCCCCGCCUUCGAGCCGCACGCAAUGGUCGUCGGAGACUUACGUAGCCGCCGAUCGACAUCCAUCGAGGUGCUCCACACCGCCGCCGCCGCCGCCGUCCAGCCCUACACCGCCCGUGUCACGGGGGUCUCCCGCGGCAGCUUCUUCUACCAGUGCGUCUACCUUCUCCUCGAGCCCACCCCCGAGGUGGUGGCAGCGAGCGAUCACUGUUGUGGCCACUUCGGUUAUAAGAGGAAGACUCCAUACAUGUCGCACGUCAGCCUCUUAUACGGAGACCUGACAGAUGAGGAGGAGGCAAGGAAGAAGGUAGAGGAGCUGGACAAGGAUAUCUAUGGAUUGGAGUUCGAGAUCUCUGAGCUUGCACUCUAUAGAACAGACUAGAAACAACACGCGGCGUUGCCGCGCUGAAGCCAUUGUCUACCUUUGGUUUUGCCGCUUAUUUGUACAUAUUCUGUGGUUUUGAAUUUGUAAAAAAACAAAUGUACUGAUCUGUGAGCACCAUAAUUGCAUUGAACCACCAAAAUUCUAAAUGUUACAUGGUUUUAUAAA
Molecule: messenger RNA, 812 nt
Organism: Panicum virgatum (switchgrass)
Lineage: Eukaryota; Viridiplantae; Streptophyta; Magnoliopsida; Poales; Poaceae
Product: cyclic phosphodiesterase-like
Exons: 3
Coding region: 12-644 (210 amino acids)
Biological process (GO): cyclic nucleotide metabolic process
Molecular function (GO): 2',3'-cyclic-nucleotide 3'-phosphodiesterase activity
Source: RefSeq, a predicted model, not a curated record